This is a messenger RNA of Dromaius novaehollandiae (emu), 4208 nucleotides long. RefSeq names its product metallophosphoesterase 1 (gene MPPE1). Gene Ontology annotation, biological process: endoplasmic reticulum to Golgi vesicle-mediated transport; GPI anchor biosynthetic process. Bases 2725 to 3921 code for a protein of 398 amino acids. The record is from RefSeq and is a predicted model, not a curated record. The transcript has 11 exons. NCBI's taxonomy places the organism in Eukaryota, Metazoa, Chordata, Aves, Casuariiformes, Dromaiidae. Gene Ontology annotation, molecular function: phosphoric diester hydrolase activity. Gene Ontology annotation, cellular component: endoplasmic reticulum-Golgi intermediate compartment.
CUAUUAAUUUAAUGGCAAUAAAUGUUCCACAUAAUUUUUCAUACUUACUGCAACAUUGAAACCUAACCUGCUUUAUGUAGUGCUACUUUUUGAUAAUACUAUGUGUUCAGUAAUACAAUUUCAAUAUAACAAGCUAUUCUGAAAUGUUUUUGUAUUUUGAGCCUUUAGUUUUUGUUUAUAUAGUUUUAAAAUAAACAGUGGCCUGUAUAACUACUUCUAAGUUUCAAAAACUCCCUCUUUCUUUCUCUCUUUUUAAAUAUACACCUUGCAGAAGUGGUUCUGGGCUUUUUUGGGAAAACAAAAGCAUGUUAGUAUUUUAAUUUGAAGAAUUUCCCCAUUUAUCCAUUACUGUAUGAACUGUAAGAAUGUGACAGUGCAGACAGAAAAUAAAUUAAUAUAACAAUUAAUAUAGUAAUAAGUUAGAGAUCUUUUAUCGUGAUAUGCAGUUAAAAUUUGUGGCUGAAGGAAGGAUUUAGAACUGGAAAUAAUGCAUUCAGAAAGAUAGGUUGGAGAGCUGUCUUUCAGUAUCAAAACAAGAAUUCAUCAGAAGUUCUUAUUUGAUUGAAGAAUGAGGAAGUGUUGAAAGUAUUGAAAAAGACCUGGAAUGCUGAGAGCCACAACUGGCAAGGUAGAAAUGUGAUGGAAAAAAUCAAAGCCUUUGCCUCAGAGAGGUAUAGCUUGGAAGGAUUAAAGACAGCUCCCAGUUGUAAGUCUAGGCAGCAGAGAGGAAGAGUUGUGAGAUCUGAACUACAAACUGCCCAGAGAGGUUGUGGAGUCUCCUUCUCUGGAGAUAUUCCAAACCCGCCUGGAUGCGAUCCUGUGCAACAUGCUCUAGGUGACCCUACUUGAGCAGGGGAGGUUGGACUAGAUGAUUUCCAGAGAUGCCUUCCAACCUCUACCAUUCUGUGAUUCUGUAACUUGAACUUCAGUGCAACUAUGUUAAAGUUUUGUGAAAUCUGUAUAUUCAUAGAUAUUCUGUAUAUUUGUAUUUGUUUGAAAGUUGAAAAUCUGCACCUCUGUGACAUUACAUCAGGAGAAUUAAGUGAAAACUUGACUUCAUCAACUUGUCAAGAGUUUAUAAAUCCUAAGCCUAUUUUUGCCCUAACACAGUUUCUUCAAAUUGAUAAAAGCUCUAAUACUGGCUCAUUAGGGAUAGACUUAGGACUCUUGCAUCCCACAUUGUUUGUUAUGACAGUUUCAUGUAGCUGUAAGUUAAUAAAUAAAUUGUCCUCAAAGUGUAGGAAGUGUUCAGAGUUACAUGGUCACUAAGUAAGAGGGAGGAUAAAACUCCAGAGCCACUUGCUUCCUGGUCUGUCUGUAGACCUGGUCUGUCUGUGUGAUGUUUCUCUUGCUUUAUUCUUGGCUCACUUGCAAAUUAAAGGUAGAGCAUGUUUUGAACAGAGAUGGAGGAGGGGGAGAAAACAGUGAUGCAGGUUUGUGUGGCCAGUCAACUCAGCAGAUGAAAAUAGAUAGCAUAUAUGAUUGAACUCUUAAAAGUGUGGAAAUUAAUACUCAUUAGUGAGCAAAAUACACAUUGCUGCUGAAGGAAAGCACCAAAGUUCUUUGGAGUGUUAGUCACUUAAACAGUUUUGUGGCAUAAAUUUAUACUUCUGGCAUGUUUAAUCUUUGUGUGACAGUUUUAUCAUUAAAUAAAUCUGUAGCUGUCCCCAUCCACAAGCUGAUUUUUAAAGGUUUGCGUGGAAUGCUUAGAUGAGGAAGGUGAGGAAAAGCUCCAGAUUAUUUCUCCCCUUGUCCUUAGUUUCAGUAUACAGAACAGCUCCUUUCUGACUGGCUACAAUAUUGUUGUGCCUGGCAGAAUUUUGCAGUCUGCAAACUACAGAAGAUCACAGUUUUCCAUUACAAAACAUGUUCUCUGCUCAAACAGUUGAAAGUAAUUACUGUGGUGAGAGUCUUGAUCUCACCUUCAUGCUGAACUUGUAAAACUUUCAGAAUCAGUGUUGCAUCAUCCCACUCCUAGAAGCAGCAAGAAAUCUUUCAGUCUUUCUUCGUAACUUUGAUCCUUGAGCCCUGGUAACCAAAGCGAUUCUAGACUAAUCCUAACAGUGAGCCGUGCUAGGGGGUGUAAUAGCAACAUGUUGAACCACCGAUGUGUUGAACCACAGCUCUGUCUUGCAGCGCGCCUGCAGCCUGGCAGCAUCGCGUGUGGCCCUUCCAUCGCACUAAUCCUACGCGUCAGAGGACAGCCUGCUUUUGUCUGGCUCUCCAGUUCUGGUGUACUGUGUGUGAUGGUUAGAUGACUGCUGUGUGUGCUUGGCUUCAGUUAAACUGCUUUUAUUUCGGUUUGUAGAGGAGUGCAGUCACCUUGCGCAAACAGUUAAGAGGGGGUGCGAGCGGCCGCCGGCUGGCAGGUGGCAGAGCGAAGCAGGCUGGAGAGGAAAGCAGCCAGUGCGGCUGGGGAUUGCAGUCAGCCAGUAGUAGGAGUUGUCGUUCAGCUCUUUCUGCCUGGCUGACUUUUGGUGAUUUUUCUUUCACUAUCAGGAAGCUGGAAACACAGGAUGCAGACAGGAGACCUCUGGCAUUUUCCACAUCUGUGGCACUACUCCCAAAAUGUAUUAUUUUAUUGGAGGAAGAGACUGUCUAAGACUACCAAAGUCUAAUUCCAAAUUCUGAGAGUUUCUGUACUGAUAUGAAGCCCAACUUGGCCCUGUGAAUAGCCCCUACCGUUUUCAGCUCAGCGAGGAGAACUUAGCCACUGGUACUGCAAUGCUUCGAUCUAGCUUGAGCGCUGUGAGGACUCUUCCUUUGAAGAAGAGGAUCUGUUUCCUGAUGAAACUUAUGUGCUUUAUAAGCUCGGUGUUAAUAUUUUGUGAAUUUUUAAUUUAUUAUGUGGUGAUUUUUCCAUGUCACUGGCCGGAAGUAAAAGCUGGAGCUCACAUGGGUAACAAAGAGAUUUCUACUUCAGUCUUGAAGGCCAUAAUUUUAGCUGAUACUCACCUGCUUGGUGAAAUCAAAGGACAUUGGCUGGAUAAACUAAGAAGGGAGUGGCAAAUGGAGAGAUCUUUCCAAACUGCUUUGUGGUUGCUGCAGCCAGAUAUUGUUUUUAUUCUGGGAGAUGUCUUUGAUGAAGGAAAAUGGAGCUCACCUCAGGCAUGGGCAGAUGAUGUCAGGAGAUUUCGGAAAAUGUUUAGACAUCCAGUUUCUACUGAGCUAGUGGUUAUUGUUGGAAAUCAUGACAUUGGAUUUCAUUAUGAAAUGACCACUUAUAAGGUAAAGCGAUUUGAAAAGGUUUUCAACUUUACUUCAGGAAAGCUAAUAACUCGAAAAGGAAUAAACUUUGUCAUAGUGAACAGCGUAGCCAUGGAGGGUGACGGCUGUGCUGUCUGCCGUACUUCAGAGGCAGAGCUUGUGGCUCUUUCUCACAAACUGAAUUGCUCCCAGCAGAAACCGAAUCAUUCCAACAAAAGGUGCAGUGAUGUGGAAAAGCUUCCAGCUUCAGAACCAAUCCUUUUACAGCAUUACCCUCUCUAUCGGAAAAGUGAUGCUGAAUGCAGUGGAGAAGAUGCUGCCCCUCCAGAGGAGAAGAACAUCGCAUUUAAAGAAAAGUAUGAUGUACUAUCUCAAGAGGCAUCACAAAAGCUGAUAUGGUGGUUUCAUCCCCGUUUGAUUCUCAGUGGACAUACACAUAGUGCUUGUGAAGUGCUGCAUGCAGGGAAAAUUCCAGAAAUCAGUGUCCCAUCAUUCAGUUGGAGGAAUAGAAACAAUCCUAAUUUCAUCAUGGGUAGCAUAACACCAACUGAUUUCUCCCUCCGAAAAUGCUUCCUUCCGUACGAGAGCAGAGUCUUUACUAUAUACUGUGCAGCAGGUGCUCUGCUUGUAAUCCUGAUACUAGCUCAUUUUCAGCUUCUCACUCCACCAUUUUAUUUUGCUCAGCGUUUAAUCAGUAAGCAUAAAGCAGUAUGAAGAGCCAGACAUCUGCAUUCAGUCACUGAAAUACCAAAGCUGAGAACAGUCAAACAUCAGACUAUAUUCAUGCCAGCAAAUGACCUAAUUUGAUUGCUAGUCUGAAGGCAGGUUGCAUUUACACAUACCAUAGAAGUCCUAUACAGCUGAUAUGACUACUACAGGAUAAAUAACUGAAAUGAAUGUUUCAUGCUGUACAAAAAUACUGUAUUCUACAAUCAAAUGAGUCCUUUUCCUUCUAUAAUUUUUGUAUCAAAUAUGUAUAUUAAAAGUUUAACUGUACAUUA